Molecule: messenger RNA, 3116 nt
Organism: Nematostella vectensis (starlet sea anemone)
Lineage: Eukaryota; Metazoa; Cnidaria; Anthozoa; Actiniaria; Edwardsiidae
Product: sodium-dependent serotonin transporter
Exons: 14
Coding region: 198-2582 (794 amino acids)
Cellular component (GO): membrane
Source: RefSeq, a predicted model, not a curated record
GGGGCUUCCUUUGAAUAAAUAACGAAUCUAUAAAAAUCGGGCGACGAGAAUCUGCCUCCACAAAUCCAGCCAUGUGAUCAUCAGAUGUGAUUUCUGAUGUUUAUUUUUAAACAUUAUGGCUUCCAAGAAACUGAUUAUAAACCAGACUUCGAUGAACUUCCUCUUCGACUGAUAUUCCAGAUUUAAACUACCAUUUAAUGUGGUCCAGACGGCCUUCGAGGAGCGGCUUGUUAGAUGGUACGUUCUAUCGGACCAGGUACUCGGAUCUACCUCAAGGACCAGGGGAAUUCAAGAGCGGUUCAAGCCUGGCUUUGGCCUGUCUGGGAUGCUCUUUUGGUCUUGGAAAUUUGUGGCGAUUCCCGAGCAGUGUUGCCAACAACUGUGGAAAGGAUGUUUCCAUAAUACAUCCUUUCUUACUGGAGAUAUUAGGCUGUCUGCAGUACCUGCUAGUGUGGUUUAUAUUCCUGUUCACCUGGUGCAUACCUAUCAUCAUUAUCGAGUUCGCUGUGGGUCGCUACACCCGUAAGAGUACGUUACGCUCCUUUCGUAUCCUGGUGGGGCCCUGGUCUUUAUGGUGUGGGGCGUGGCUGACUUUGGUGACCACUCUUAUCUCCUGUUACUACGCGGUGGCUGUUGGCUGGUGCAUGUACUAUCUGUACCGCUCCGUGUUCUACUCUCUCCCCUCAACCUACCACGAGAGCAAGGAAAUAUGGAACUCUUUACUGUGCUCUCAUUGGCCGAUUGGUCUUCUGUUUUUGAGCGUGUUACUGGCGGGAUUAUGCUUGGUCUGCGCCGUCAGAUCCAUCGAGCUAGUCACCAGGCUCCUCGUACCCCUGACACUUGUCAUUGUACUGGUGGGCGUGGUCUGGUCUCUGACUCUGAAGGGGGCAGGAGUAGGCAUCACGUACCUCUUUACACCCACAUGGAGUAAAUUGCGGAAUUUGUCGUUAUGGGUAGACGCUGCGAGUCAAAAUGCGUGGGAUACAGGGGCCGGUAUGGGCGUUUAUCUAGUCUACGGAACAUACAUGACUCGAAGUAACGCGGUAGUGAAGGCUGGCCUUCUCUUACCGAUCGUCAAUAAUUUGAUAAGUCUGUUUAGCUGUAUUGCGUCGUUUUCUGCCUUGUUCUCUUUGGAAUCGCCCGGUUCCUAUCGCCACCACCAAAACGUCAUUCAUAUGCUGAACAACAGAACUGUCAACACUGGAUUUACAUUUAUUUGGAUGCCUUGCCUACAUAACAACUCUGGUUCUGUUACUGGCCGGGUUAUCAACUCUCUGUAUUUCUUGUGUCUGACACUCGUUGGCCUUACAUCACUCGCGGGCAUGUUGGAACUCGCUGUUCAUACUCUUCAAGACAUAAAAGUUCAGCGCAAAUACGGUUUGCCGGUAGCGAUGGCUGUGGUAUUCCUAGGCGGUAUACCUUCCGCUCUGGAGGUUGACUUGUUAGAUAAUCAGGAUUUUGUCUGGGCGUUCACCCUUCUCAUCUCUGGUCUCCUAGUCUUUGUUAUACCAAUUCGCUACGGAGUCUCUCGAUUUCGUUGGGAAGUUAUAAAUGACUUCAGCUUUGAAGACUGGACACUUCCGGGACUUUGGGAUAUCCUUGUUAAAUAUAUUAUGCCUUUGGAAGCCAUAGUCCUUGCCGUUUUCUGGGUAUAUCAUAACCACCGCUCAUGGAGCAAGUUCGUCAAAGACUCCUUAUUAAUAGCUGUUAUUCAGUGGGUUGUCCUCCUGAUAGCGCUUUUCCUCAUUAACUGGGGCUGGAUGCGAUGGCGGCGAUCAAGGCAACGUAUCUACGUCACGAGGCCUAGUCUCCAUAGUUACGGCUCAACUGAGCCCAUUCCUCCUCGGCCUAUCUUGCAUGAAGAAGAUUCUACUGGAGACGAGCAUCCAAAACCUGAUAAGAGUGGCGAUAUUGUACGGGGAGCUCGGGACGAGUCUAGACCUCGAAGCACAACUAAAAGAAAAAAGUCAAGACACAGAGAGAGACCGAGGAGAACUGGUGUUGAGGACUACUUUCGGGGGUCUGGAGAUAAGAAUGGCCGUCAAGAAAAUGAUGGACCGCGGAGAACUAGCACCGACAAUACACCGAGAAAGACUGGUGUUGAGAAUUCGCCGCGGGGGAAUGAUAUUGAGAAUAAACCGCGGGGGACUGGUACUGAAUAUAAUUUAAGGAGUACUGAUGACGAAAGUCGGACGCGGGGCAUUGAUGACGAAAAUCGGCCGCGGGGGACUGAUGACGAAAGUCGGCCGCGGGGGACUGAUGCUGAAAGUCGGCCGCGGGGCAUUGAUGACGAAAGUGGGCCGCGGGGGACUGAUGACGAAAGUCGGCCGCGGGGGACUGAUGCCAAAAUUAUACCGCUGGGGACUGGUGCUGCUCAAAAUGAACCGACUCCAAGUGACGGGACUUGUGCGGAGACGGGAGAACUGUGUACUCACAUAGCCGUUAAACCACGUGGAGGCUUUGCUGAAUCAAGCUCCUUGGAUGAACAUGGUCCGCCAAUUGGUGCAGUCACCUCGGGUGAUUCUGAAGAGUUUGUGAGUCGGGACAAUGUUAGUAUCAAAAGCGACCAUUACCAGCCCUAAGCACAUGUCACGCAACAUGGUCACGGUACCGCGUGACUCUCACGGCCAGGCUUAGGUAAUGCGUGACUCUCACGGCCACUCUAAGCUAUUGCGUGACUCCCAUAGCAACGUACAGAUACUGCGUGACUCUCAUGGUCACGCCACGGUAAUGCGUGACUCCAAGAGAGCAUAAGAUAAGAGAGGGACACUUUGGCCACGCGCGCCAUGUCGAUUCCCAUCCCAUCAAAAUAAAAAGAGCAAAUCCUCACGCGCAGUGGUGGGGUGGUGGUUACUAAAAAGGCCAGGAUGGGAAUCGACAUGGCGCGCGGAUAAUACUUAAGUGUCCCUCUCUUAUCUUAUUCUCUCUUGGUGACUCUUAUUCUCACGCUGCGGUAAUCCGAUUCUUCCUAGAAGUUCCUAGAAUUGGUUUAUUACUUCUACAAUUUUGAAAAAAAACUAAGAUGUCAAGUAGGAAAUCUGAAUAAAAUGCAAUAAAAAAGUGACAUAUUAUAUGUAAAUAAGUUUUAACUUAGUAAAAAAUAAACUUAGUUAAAU